Molecule: messenger RNA, 900 nt
Organism: Trichoderma gamsii
Lineage: Eukaryota; Fungi; Ascomycota; Sordariomycetes; Hypocreales; Hypocreaceae
Exons: 1
Coding region: 1-900 (299 amino acids)
Molecular function (GO): oxidoreductase activity
Source: RefSeq, a predicted model, not a curated record
AUGGCUCCGAGAAUUGCUGUUGCUGGUGCUACUGGAGAAUUGGGGAUUCCUAUUGUGAUAGCCCUGCUAGCUGCAGGAUACCAUGUCACUGCCCUUACACGAGAAGGCAGUAGCAACGCCUUGAAACUUCCUAUGAGCUCCAAUCUUUCAGUGAUUGAAGUUGACUACUCUUCAGUCCACUCCCUCGCAAUUGCUCUCAAAGAUCACGCCGUUGUCGUCUCCACUCUUACUUCUACAUCAGUUGACGAUCAAGUCCCCCUUAUUGAUGGUGCUAUCAUAGCUGGGGUGGCAAGAUUUAUCCCAUCAGAGUUUGGCAGUGAUGUCACCAACUCCAAGCGGAACAAACUACCGGUAUUUGAGGGCAAGGUCAAUACUCACCAAUAUCUCGAGACUGUUGCGGCCAAGAAUCCCAAUUUCAGUUACACAGUGAUUUGCAACGGCGCUUUCUUGGAUUGGGGCCUCCAUGGCUUCCUCAUCAAUGUCCCUGGACACACAGCUACUGUCUAUGAUGGCGGCGACAUUCCAUUCACAGCUACUAAACUUGAAACUAUUGGUAAAGCUGUCGUCGGGGUAAUUAAGCAUCUCCCUGAGACGGCUAACCGUCCAGUUUACAUUCAAGACGCUGUUGUUACCCAAAAUAUGCUGAUUAGUUACGCUAAAAAUAUAGAUGGCGUGGAAUGGGAGAUUACGCAUGAGUCUACUGAAGCAAUGUUUAUGAAGUCCUCUGCAAAAGUAGCAAAAGGUAUUACUGAUUGGUCAGUAAUGCAGCCUUUUGUUUUCAGUUCUGUUUUUGGGGAUGGAUAUGGUCAAGAUUUCUCUGACCAUUUGGACAACAAGCUUUUGGGGUUGAACGGUUUGACAGACACAGAGGUUAGGGCUUUAGUUGAGAGUUUAUUGUAA